GACCACUUUUUGGGGGCGUCGAUAUGCAGUGCUCUUGGUAUUAUGAAGCUUAUUGCGAAUAUUAUUGGUAGAAGUGGGAAGUCAUGCGUUUUUGACUGGAAGAGAACUAUUUACCCUGUAACACCAAUCUUGAAUCUUUUAGUGGAAAACUUCGUUUGCUUUUAUUUUCGUCUCUUGUUUUUCUUCUUUCUGUCUUUUGCAUCCUAAUUAAGUCUUGACCUCGUGCCUCAUGCUAGGUGAGUCAAUCAAUCAAUCAAUACCCCGAGAAGGAAAAGGAGAGAAGAUGAAAAAGAAGAAGAAGAAGAUGAAGAACUAAUAGUUCUCCCACACCAACCUCUUGUCAGGCAUAUCAAUCAAUCAAUCAAUCAGUGAAUCGAUCUACAUCGCCGUGCCCUUCAUCCACUUCCCCAUCAAAGAAGAUCCUAAGUAAUAUCCUAUUCCCUAAGUAAGUUGCUCGCUCUAAGACUGUCGUGCUGUGCAGUCUUGCAGUGCCAAGCAACUCAUUGGGAGCCCCCUCCUCCGACUCAAUGGAUGAACUACCCUGCGGUACAACGUCGAAGCGCAGACGUUGCGGGACGUGGUGAACUGCAACAAGAUGCCGGAAAUGUAUUUAUCUUCUGGUUUUUUCUUUCUUACCUACAACUGCAGGUCGCUUUUCUUUCUUACUGUAAGGUCGCUAAUUGUUCUUACUGUAAGAAUCUUACAACUGCAGGUCGCUUUUCUUUCUGGCCAUCCAGAUGAGGGGCCAGAUUUGUUCUUAAACCAUUAUGGUGCACGCGAGCUGCGAGAGAAUGCGGUGGCGAAUGGCGCCCCACUUCGUGACCUUCUGAGACCUGACAGGAGCAUUAAGUGUAGGUUAAAGGUGUUCCCGUUACCGUUCGUUUUGCCUUUCUGAAGGGGGAAAGGCAUCACGAACGGCGUAAAUGAACACCAAAAGCCUAUCUCUAAGAAUAGGACACCAUUGCAGCAGCAGAAUUUUCUUCGUCGUGUGUUAAGGCUAGUGAAGUAGUAGUAGUAAGCUAAGCACAACCACAAGUAGGCUCUAUUUCUUUAUUUUUAUCGUCUUCAAGCUCAAGCACAACAGCCAUUCCAAUGAUGAAGCAAGAGACAAUUUUUAUUGAUGCGUGGUCGUGUGGCUCUACUACUUCCUCGUGGCUGUAUGGUUCUGGUAUUUGGUAACCUGAAUUUGAUCCUAAGGGUUCUCUUCUUGUUUUCCCUUAGGAUCAAACUCAGGCUACCAAAUACCAGAACCAUUCAGUGGCAGCACACGAAUGAAUCCUUUAACGAAUGAAUCAAAUCAAAGCUUGACGAGUGCCUCCAUGGUGCCUGGUGCGGGCUUUCUGGUCACCGGAGUUCAUCUCUUACCAGUUAUUGUUAAGGGUAGGUUAAAGGUGCUUUUGAUGUUACCGUUUGUUAUAGCUCUUGUUCUAAGGGGGGGACGGGGAGGGGGACAGCCAUGAUAACAAGCGGGAGAACCCACGAACACCAAAAGCCUACCUCUAAUGUUGCUGCACCCACUGCGCCAGUUCCGGUUCCCACUACAUUCACGCCAGUCAUUGCUACAUCCACAUCCACUUCGCCAGUUCCCACCACUUCACCAGUUCCCACCACUUCGCCAGUUCAUCUACACGCGCUACAUCCUCCUGAUUUUGUUUCCGCCUCAGCUUGUUGUAACGCUGGUUCGAUAUUUCAAUUUCUGCCUUUAGUCGAGCACAGUCGUGGGUCAUAUACUAUGAUGCCCGACCACAGCACCAUGGGCUGCAUGGCCGAGAACAUGAUGACCGUACCUCCAUUUGUUCCAUACCUAGUAGAACAAGAUGCACCAGCACGACGAGGACCAGCAAGUGCAACUACUAAAAUUAAGGCUACAGAAGUAAAUGCAUCUUCCCUGGCAUCUUGGUCUCGUUUCUCAAGGGAUGAAAACGGGAACCAGGAUGCUCACCAAGAUGGAUUUAUGCUAGGUCUAAUAAAAGUGUAAGUGAUAUGUUCUUGCCACUGAGACCUACACCAGCUACAAGUACAACGAUGCCUUCUGGUGCCUCUCAUCCCGAGGAUCGUGUUGAACAACUGAAAGCACAGUUGGGAAUUGGUGAGAUGCAACAGAAAACGAUCGACCGCAUAGUAGCUUUCCAACAACAUUGUGAAGAUUUGGUGCAUGUUAAGGCUCGUAGUCGUGAGAACAAUUAUUUCCCUUGUUGACCUCAAGUUCAACCCUUUCCCAUAGAAACAAAAGGUUAAAAAAUAAAAAGAAAGGGAAGUCGUGCAACAAUUAAGUCCGGCGAACAACCUCUUGCUAGGUAAAUGAAUGAAUGAAUGAACCCGCCGCGUGCUUGAUGCCAUGUGAACUAAUAUGCUGAGAGUAGAAUUCGCGGGGACUUUCAACUUCAAGCGACAGUUGUUGAUGUAGAAAGGGAGUCUGCUCAACCACAGAUGAUUCUCGCCUAGUACAACCUUUAAUUAUGGCGGUCCCAAUAGUCGUGGAGGAGGUAGCAAUUAUCAUCCGGUGAGACAAUCUGUCGCUUCUCGUGGUAGCUGCAAUGAUCCAGCGAAAUCCUACGACCAACAUCCAGCAGGUAUCGCUUCUCGUGGUAGCUGCAAUGAUCCAGCGAAAUCCUACGACCUCCACCAUCGUGAUCAACAGCUGAGUGCAGAGGAAAACACAUCCAGGCGAGGACAGAAAACAGUGGACCACACAAUAAGCCAGCUACGACGCCUCGACUUUCUUGCAGCACAUCAGAACAACUACAACGAGGAAAGACGAACAGGAGGGACCUCCGCUAGUAGCGGAAGCAAGGAUCCACCCAAUCAUGUUGGGUGCCCUAGUGUUCACUUGCCGACUCCUUUUAAGGCGAGUGCACUAGAGAAACCAUUUAUUCAAUGAGUAAUAAUAUCUUGAGACUUCUACUAGAAGUACUUACGUCGGGUGGCCAGGACCGCUGAAUGUUCACGUCAACUCGAAAACUGAAAAUACGGGAGUAGCUGACUGAAAUAUCCGAGUUGUAUCUGAGAAGAUUAUAACUAGGCUAAUUUUAGUAAAAAAAAUUUUCUAAUCUCCUCGAUAAGGAUGUGAAUACAUCUCCUUCCGCUCCGGCGACUGCAAGGUCUCCAAAGUCGCGGACCCGAAAGCGAAAGAUGGGGCGGAGGCCCGAUCCUCAGGAGAAAAAUUUGAAAUACAAGGUAAAAGGGGGCAAGAUCAUGAGGUGGGGACGACCGAGAUGCAUUCUAGCACGACACGCUAAAAUAUGUCAAGAAAAACAUCGAGAUCGAGAAGGAAUUAGAUCAGGAGCACGCGAGACCGCUGAAACAGCGCAAGAGUUUGCUGCGCCAGCACUAGAAGAGGGGCCUGCACUAGAGGGUGAAGCAGAUGAGCAGAAGAAAAAGCUGACUUCUGAGGUAAGAACGGAACCAGCAGCACAUCAGUCGCCAUCUCCGGUGCGCUGUGGUCAGCAUCAGGGACGUCGAGAGGCACAACAAGUGUUUGGUCAAGAAGAGCGAGAACAGCUCGCCGCAGCAGAAGGAGCACCACUCGUGGGACGAGGUCCCGCACAAGAACAGCUCGCCACACAGCUCGCCACAGCAGGAGGAACGACGAGACCUUGUGCAGCUUCUACACGAGGUCCAGCACACAAAGAGACUUUAAGGCUUCCCGUAAUUCAUUUUAGGGACGAAACAGUUUCAGGAUGAAUCUUAAGAUAGAAGAUUUGCGUGAGUCUGAGUUCUAAUAACAAUUGCUAAACAACAAGAUGAAGAUCGUCCUGUGAAUGAAGAUCGCGCUUUGCUGGGAACAGCAAUGAGACAAACUUUGGGAGGAGGCAGUAGCGACAACGAAUCUCUUUUAGAACGGUUUUUCGCGCUUGGCGUCCGCGGUAUCCUGCCAGCAAACGCUGGUGAUUUGGACGACGCCACUCUGGCUGAUCUGUUUCGCCGCAUCUUUAAUUCCGCUCCCGGCUCCCUGAUUGCCGCUUUUAAUCGUGGGGAAGAGAUCGUUGGCGUGGAUUCCGCUGUAGUUAAGGCUUCUACCGCUGAACAAGCAUGUCCUUAAGACCUCAUCACCUCCAGGACACUUUUCCAAGUUGAAAAAGAUGGACGAGAUGAAGCUCUACUUCUAACACUGGAGGCGUAAAUACUAACACCACCACUGGCGCGAUUGGAGGAGGGGCUGUCACCACCGCUGGCGCGAUUGGAGGAGGGGCUGUCGUAUCAGAUCCCGAAGCACCUACCUGCGCCUUGCGCGAUCUUCUGUUAAGGCUCCUUCAUGAUCAUCUGAAAUAUUACUUACCAUCUAUUAACUAAAAGUACUUAAAAAGUAUCCACCUCUUGGUCCAAGGAAGGGUUAUUUAUACUUAUACAUAGAUAGGAGUAAUUCUUGACUAGUAGUAAGUUGCUGUACCAAGAUACCUGAACAGCAGUAUCUUGAAGAUCUUGGAAGGAUUCAUCUUUUGAAGGGGGAAAUGUUGAAGCAUCUUCUUGUUCUCACCUUGGAAGACACCAAGAACAAGAAGAUGCUUCCCAGGUGAGGAGGACGAAUCCAUGUGGAUGAGAUCUAACUCUUGGCACAGUGCUGCAGAAACGUGCCCGUGAGCUGGCGGUUGAGACCUACACCGCGCCGAGAGAGACGCCCCGCAUUCGGGACAUGAACGCAAAGGUGGCCAGUCAGAUCAUGACUGAUAAGCUUCGCGCAGCGUUAAGGGCAGCUUUUGUUCAUUCCCAUCUUUCUGGGAACCUCUUGGAUGCCUUUUGCGUUGAAUAAAUAUGUAUUUUCAUGAAAUUAUACAAGGGGAAAGAGGUCGGGGUUGGGAGUUGGUAUAAACAAAAGCUGACUCCUCGUCUAACACCGGGGUACAAAUUGGGAGAGCUUGUAGAGCAUCCGUGUAGGCCUAGGUGGAGGGACCCGAGGCAGCAUGUGCUGCACCAACAUGAUACCUUGCUGCGUGAGGCGCCUCAGUUGCUGGAGAAGCUACCCCAAUUUUCGUUAAGGCUUUCAGUAUUUUUGGCGCAUGGGCAUUUGCGUCUGCCUCUAUGUACUUACUAUGUAUUUCUUCAGGUUCUUUGAAAAAUUGAAUUUGCAUGCAGGAUGAGGAGCUAAAGCUGUGGACCCAUCUUCUAAUGAAAUGGUUUCAAGUUUUGACGUGUGCCACCUAAUUAAAGAACUUAUACCCCAUGAGUGGGCACAUCUAUCUAUCUAUCUAUCUAUCUACUAUUAUAAUAUAUAAUAAUCGCCCACCACGGACGACACUAACACUAUUAUAAUCUUCGCUUAAAAACUUGAAGAACAAAGUAGCAUGGAAAACGAAAACUUUUUAAGCACGUUUAUUUUUCGUUCCUCUAAAAACUCCCCGGAAAGAUAUCGACUUAGAAGCCCUGAGCAGCAGUUGCCAUAAGGAUGUGGAACAACAUUUUGAAGAAGAAUGUCAAGAAAAUCCUCCAGAUGUUUUCUGUCCUAAAAAUACAAAGAGUACUUCAUCUACUACGGGAGGACUGGCGCCAAGAACACGCGGGCGAGUGGACAGCCGGAACGACCGGAAGUCAACCUCCAAAUUAAGGCUCAACUUUCAAUGGUCACCAUGUAGAUUGCCAAAUAAAUGAGAUCGAAGAGGCGACCCCUUGAGAGAACAGGACGAGAAACGAAGGGAAACAAGGGGAGAGCUUUGCUUUGAAGGGGGUCUCUUCCGUUCCGAGUCAGUGACCGUUGCUUUAAUGGAAGAACUGCGCGUGUACAGAGAGCCCGCUGCUUGCGCGAGGACGAAAGCGAUGCAGGUAGCCUUGAAUUAAGGCUCAAUGCAAUUCAUUUCUACAACAACACGUUAGCCAGAAGUUAAGUACUUCUGCCUAUAAUAAUAAUUGUUCCUUUGAUGUUUCUUCGGAUAUAUAUAUCAUGUACCAGGGAGGGAGGCCCCCCCCUGUUAAUUCGGCGGGAGAAACGCAGGCAAGAUCAAGAACUUCUUGAGCUUGAUUUUUUUGAGCUCUAAUUGAAGCACGAAGCGACUCCAUCUCCGAAUAGUGCGGAAAAGUGCGCACGUGUAUCGAAGAUCUCCUCGUCUCAGGAAGUGCUGGGAUUGGAGAAGGACUGGACUGAGGAUUUUCUUCCUGCAAUUACGGGCACCGGCGCCAGUCCAUCUUUUACAGCAUCUUGAUAAAUCUUUUUAUUUAACAGCUGGGAAAUCUUAGGCAGCUCGCCGAAUAGAUUCAAUUCAUCAAAUCAUUGAGUUUACACCUUACUAUAAUCGCCAAUACUAAUGGUUGUUCCUUAACAGCCGCCGUUUCCUACUUGAAAAAAGUUAAAAGAGGUUCAAAAAGACGGGCGAGGAGAAGGAUCUUCAACCUCUAAUGCAAGUGCUGGUAGGAGAGAACGGAGCGCGGCACACCACAUAGGACAGUUCGACGAACAGAACCCCCCACGUGAAUCCGCCAUGGCUAUAGAGUUAAGACUUAAAAGUAGUAGACGCCCGCUAGUCCACCUCGUCGAUUCUGUGGAUCCCUCAAGUACAUUUAGACUUUUACAUCUCGUAGGUCUAAAAAUAGAGGAGCCGCAACAACAGGAGCAAGGUCAGUCCGUUCAAUGGAGCAGAUCGUCGAUGACCCAUGCAGGAGUACUAGGUGGUGGAUCAUGUGAACGUCCUGGUCGAGGCUCUGGAAGUGGAGGAGAAGGAUCUGGACGAGGAGGAGGAGUUGCAUGUCAACAACAACAACGAGGAGGAGGAGUUGCAUGUCAACAACAACAACAGCAACAACAGCUAGGAAGUCGAGAUCAGAGUCAUGAUCUGGUUGAUCCUCGACAUGCUUUUGAUGUGGUGGAUAUCGAUGCGUUGAUGUCGAAAAGUGCUGGACCACAUCAGCUCAAAACUUGCAAAGUAAAAACAUCUUCUCAAACUACAGCCAGAACUGUAUACACGGCGUCCGCGGUUCAACACAAGCAGCAUAGUACUGCAAAGUGGGAAGAUGGAGACCUGCUUUUUGUUCAUCCUAUGGCUCAAGGAGGAUGA
This is a messenger RNA of Amoebophrya sp. A25, 6983 nucleotides long. NCBI's taxonomy places the organism in Eukaryota, Dinophyceae, Syndiniales, Amoebophryaceae. The record is from the annotation of a GenBank genome assembly.